AUGUUUUUUUACGUUAUAUUGAAUUAUGCAUCAAUCAUAACAAAUUCUGAUAUCAAAGAUUUAAACAUUACAGAAGAACAAUAUUCUCACAACAGUAACAAUUUGCCCACAUUUACGUCGGAGAGAAACUAUUUUGUUUCAUUAUCACAACAAAGUUCUAACGUUAAAUAUAAAGUCUGCACGGAAGAGGCUUUAAGCAGGAAUACAAAAAUGAAAUUUUUAGAUAUCGAAAAUUUGUCUAAACAAGACGAUCAACUGAAUCAAGAAAAUUUUGAUUCGUUUUUAAUUUUAAGUAAAGAUUUUGAUACUUCUUGUUGUUUUAAAGACAGUAUAGGACCCUGUGACACCAAUAAAUUGAAUAAUAUUUCUGAAAAUUCAAUAUCAAUAAGUAGUGUAUGUAAAGAUGCAAAUAAGACUCGUUGUGAUAAUUUAAACAAUAUUGAUUUUUCUACCGAUUAUUUUAAUAAUAUAUUAUUAAAUGAUACUGAUGUAUUUUUUAACCAAGGAUCGAUAGUUGAAAGUAGCGAUUCUGAUGAACCCUUUUUUGAUAAUGUCAAAAAUUUAUCUGAUGAUGAUAGAGGUGACACUUUGAUAGAACAACAUUCUUAUAUUUAUGGUGAUAAUGACAUUGAUUUUCAAAAUGAUGAAAAGUUGAAUCUUGAAAGUUUAUUUCCUAUAAGUGAUAGUAUAAACAAUUACAUAAAUUCUGAUUUGGAUAGACGUGAUCAUAAUCAAAAUCCUCAAUGUUCAACGGAUUACUAUUUUCAAUACAAUGAUAAAAUGAAUAAAGAAAACAUAGAAGCUGACAAUGCAAGCCUUGAUACGGAGAUUAUUAAUUUUCCUGAUGAUUGUUGUUUAAAUAAAAAAGUAAAAAUUUUAGACAAAAACGUAAAAAAGAAAAGUAAUAACUUUGCUAGUAGUUUAAAUUCAGAUAAUUCAUUUUCUAAUUUUGAGGAGAAUAUAACUGAUGUAAAAGACCAAAAAGGCGAUGAUAUUGUUUUUGCUUCUGAAUCAAAUAAUGACGAUUUUUUUGCUGUAAAUUCACUGCAAAACAAUUUACACAUAAUUUUAGUUAAAAAUCAACAGAAAUUUUGUGUAAUCCGCGAAAAUUUUUUUUCGAAUGUAUAUAAACAUGUUAAAACGGAUUUUAUAUCUUUUAAUUUUGUUAAAAAUCAUAAAUAUUGUACUAUGCGACGCAAUAUUAGAGAACACUUUGCAAAAUUGUCAAAAUGCCUUUUUAAAGAUUUUGAUAGCAGAAUUACGGCCUCCGUAACUUUAAAUCUUCCAAAUAAUAUUAAACAUUUAAUAAUAGAAAAUAUUGAGUUUUAUAAAUGUAUUGUUAAAUUUGUUAUUGAUUUAAAGAGUUAUAUAAAAAUGUCUAAAUAUGGUUUCUGUGGUACAGUAUAUAACUUAAAAUUGACGAAGUACAUUGUUGAAGAUAUUAUAGCUUUAUUUGAUACAACAAUAAAGAAUAUUUAUGAAGUGUGUAUGGAUAAUAAAUUUUUUGGAAGUGAGUUGGCCCAUGAUAUAAAGAAAGUUAUUAUAAUUCUUAAAUCGGAGAUUAUUUUAUUAAAUAAUCGACUCGAAUAUAUUUAUAUUCAUAUAAAAAAAUUUGCGGGAUUUUUGGAUGCUAUAAAGCAAUAA
Molecule: messenger RNA, 1644 nt
Organism: Vairimorpha ceranae
Lineage: Eukaryota; Fungi; Microsporidia; Nosematidae
Exons: 1
Coding region: 1-1644 (547 amino acids)
Source: RefSeq, a predicted model, not a curated record